AUGGAAGAUAACAAAGCACCCGAAGCACCCAGUCCUUGUACUGCCGGAUGUGGAUUUUAUGGCAACAAAAUUUAUAAUAAUAUGUGUUCAAAAUGUUUUAAAGAAUUAGAAAAGAAUAAUAAAGUCGAAAUACCACAAGAGAAUAAAGACGUGAUAAAUACAGUUCAACCUAGCCAACACCCCACAGAAUCAUCAACACCAUUGUCGUCAUCAUCAUCACCAUCCUUACCACUAGAACAAAAGAACAAAGGACGAUGCUUUUCUUGUCGCUCCAAGAUUCCAAUCUCCAAACAAUUAACAAACAAGUGUCGAUGUGAACUUGUAUUUUGCGAUACUCAUCGUUUCCCAGAUAAGCAUGAUUGUCAAUAUGAUCAUGCAAAGAAAGAUAAAGACAUUUUAGCCAAGAAUAAUCCAAAAAUAAACGAAAGACCACGCGGUGGUAACUCAUUUCAUCGUAUUGAUAGUCUUUAA
Rhizopus microsporus ATCC 52813 is the source of this 471-nucleotide messenger RNA. RefSeq lists its product as uncharacterized. The record is from RefSeq and is a predicted model, not a curated record. Bases 1 to 471 code for a protein of 156 amino acids. The transcript has 4 exons. Gene Ontology annotation, molecular function: zinc ion binding; DNA binding. Lineage: Eukaryota; Fungi; Mucoromycota; Mucoromycetes; Mucorales; Rhizopodaceae.